This is a messenger RNA of Scatophagus argus, 1606 nucleotides long. It is a transcript of the gene dusp5, whose product is annotated as dual specificity phosphatase 5. The transcript has 4 exons. Gene Ontology annotation, cellular component: cytoplasm; nucleus. Gene Ontology annotation, biological process: endoderm formation; negative regulation of MAPK cascade; protein dephosphorylation. NCBI's taxonomy places the organism in Eukaryota, Metazoa, Chordata, Actinopteri, Scatophagidae. Gene Ontology annotation, molecular function: MAP kinase tyrosine/serine/threonine phosphatase activity; protein tyrosine/threonine phosphatase activity. Bases 111 to 1241 code for a protein of 376 amino acids. The record is from RefSeq and is a predicted model, not a curated record.
GGAGGACAUGUAGACUCAGACGCGCACGGGACUCCUCGCUCUCCCGUACCCGCCGUCAGGAGGAAUCCAGUUUAUUCUUUAGGCAAUAAUAACAACUCACAGGUGUCAAAAUGAAAGUCUCCAGCAUAGACUGCCGGCAUCUGAGGAAAAUCAUCAGGAAGGAGUGCGGGAGCUGCCUUAUUGUGGAUUGCCGACCUUAUUUCUCAUUCACGAACUCCAGUAUCAAAGGCUCUGUCAAUGUCAAUCUCAACUCAGUGGUGGUCCGGAGGUCUCGAGGAGGGCCGGUGCCUCUGCAGUUUGUCAUCCCGGAUGAGAGAGCCCUGUUUCGGCUCCGGGAGGGGAGCAUAUCGGCCAUCGUAGCUCUGGAUGACCGGACGUCCCACUGGCAAAAGCUGAAAAAGGACAGUGUAGCACAAAUAGUAAUAAAUACUCUCUCGCAUCUGUCGAGCGGGGCCAACAUCUGUUUCCUGAAAGGAGGAUACGAGAACUUCCACUCUCAAUACCCUGAACUUUGCACUGAGGUGAAAACCAUCGAGCAGAGCGGAAGUGAAACCGACAAAAGAGUCAGCAGCCACAGUGAGAAGCUUUCUCACCACAAACCAGAUUACGAUCAGGGUAAACCUGUAGAGAUCCUGCCUUUCCUCUACCUCGGUAGUGCCUACCAUGCCUCCAGAGAGGACUAUCUCAGCGACCUUCACAUCACAGCCUUGCUCAACGUGUCACGCAGGGAUCUGCAGCCAGCCAAGGGCCACUACGACUACAAGUGGAUCCCGGUAGAGGACAGUCACAUGGCCGACAUCAGCUCCCACUUUCAGGAGGCUAUAGAGUUUAUUGAUCACGUGAAGCAAUCAGGGGGAAAGGUCCUGGUCCACUGCGAAGCAGGGAUCUCACGCUCGCCUACCAUCUGCAUGGCCUACAUCAUGAGGACGCAGCAGCUGCGGCUAGAUGCAGCUUUCGACAUCAUCAAGCAGCGUCGGGAAGUCAUCUCACCCAACUUCAGUUUCAUGGGUCAGUUACUGCAGUUUGAGUCAGAGGUCCUCUCCACGGCCCCAGCUCAUGCAGCCACACCUGAGCCAGCCACAACCUGCCCUCCAGAGUCCGCCUCCUUUUUUGCCAACGACUUUGCCACCACCUUCAGCACCAAAAACUUUGAGCCAUCUGUGUUCACCCUCCCUACCUCUUGCCUGCAGGCCCCGGUCCACCACCAGUUCAAACUGAGCCCAAUAACUGCACUGCCUUAAUAUGAACUGUGACUGCUUGUAGUCUUACUUGAAAAAUAAAAUAAAAAGUAAUGCUGUCUGUGUGCCUGGUGUUGAGACCAGCAGAACAGUUAGACUGGAGAGCAGCAAUAGAAACAGAGCAGAGUCUAAAUAAUAGUAUUCAGUUCACGGGCCUAUGGAAGCUGUUUUCCUGUCUUAUGAACUGCAGUGAAACGACACAGUACAGUGAUAAACUGCAAUAUACAUGCCUUAGGUUGAUAUUGUGAUUUAUUUGCUCAUUCACCAACACAGUCAGGCAUUUAAACCUAACUUAUUUGAAAAAUGUUUUUUUUCCAAUGAUGUGGAUGUUAAUAUGUGGUUAAUAAAUGUGUUCACCACAGAAAUAA